CGCAGCUCUGACUAUUCGGACCCUCAGGGCAGAGCGCGAGGCGGCCACCUCGCUGCUCCGUGGAGCUGACGGCGUUCUGAGAUGUCCCAUUGCCAGCUAUAGUUUAGCUAGGCACACAGCUGUCCAACUACAGACGCAUUUUGCGCCCUCUUUUGCAGCUAGAAACGCCAUAUGCCUAAAGUUCUCACCAACAGAAGAUCUACAGAAAGAAAAGAAAACUUUCCAUGGAAAAAAUGAUAAACAGCAGUUGAGGAAUAUCAACGAUUAUUGCUAGACAUGUUCCAAACAAGCUAUGAUUUUCUUGGCAAAACAGCUCUAUCAAGAGUCUCACCAACCUCUCCCUUGAGGGACACAGAGACUAGGGCAAAGGAAAGAAAAACGAGGCUAGACACCUGUACCCAAUGGAAAAAGGAAGAACACACCUGGAGAGCAGCUCAGACAAAGGGAGCCAAGGAGGAAAAACAGUAAUUGGAGAGAGACUGCUUCCAAGCUGUUGCUGGUUUAUAAGAUGUUUGUGGAUUCUUCUGUGGGAUCAGAGGGCACGCCUAUUGUAAUCAGAAAACUCCAAGUAUAGCAGCAGGGAUGGAUGAACAGGCUCUUUUAGGGCUAAAUCCAAAUGCUGAUUCAGACUUCAGGCAAAGGGCCCUGGCCUAUUUUGAGCAGUUGAAGAUUUCCCCAGAUGCCUGGCAGGUGUGUGCAGAAGCUCUGGCCCAGAGGACGUACAGUGAUGAUCACAUUAAAUUUUUCUGCUUUCAAGUACUAGAACAUCAAGUUAAAUACAAAUACUCAGAACUAACUACUGUUCAACAACAACUGAUUAGGGAGACACUCAUAUCUUGGCUUCAAGCUCAGAUGCUGAAUCCCCAACCAGAGAAGACCUUUAUACGAAAUAAAGCAGCCCAAGUCUUCGCCUUGCUUUUUGUUACAGAAUAUCUCACUAAAUGGCCCAAGUUUUUUUUUGACAUUCUCUCAGUAGUGGACUUAAAUCCAAGGGGAGUAGAUCUGUACCUCCGAAUUCUCAUGGCUAUUGAUUCAGAGUUGGUGGAUCGUGAUGUGGUACAUACAUCAGAGGAGGCUCGUAGGAAUACUCUCAUAAAAGAUACCAUGAGGGAACAGUGCAUUCCAAACUUGGUGGAAUCAUGGUACCAAAUCCUACAAAACUAUCAGUAUACUAAUUCAGAAGUGACAUGUCAGUGCCUUGAAGUAGUUGGGGCUUAUGUCUCUUGGAUAGACUUAUCCCUUAUAGCCAAUGAUAGGUUUAUAAAUAUGCUGCUAGGUCAUAUGUCAAUAGAAGUUCUACGGGAAGAAGCAUGUGAUUGUUUAUUUGAAAUUGUAAAUAAAGGAAUGGAUCCUGUUGAUAAAAUGAAACUAGUAGAAUCUUUGUGUCAAGUAUUACAGUCUGCUGGGUUUUUCAGCAUUGACCAGGAAGAAGAUGUUGACUUCCUGGCCAGAUUUUCUAAACUGGUAAAUGGAAUGGGACAGUCAUUGAUAGUUAGCUGGACUAAAUUAAUUAAGAAUGGGGAUAUCAAGAAUGCUCAAGAGGCACUACAAGCUAUUGAAACAAAGGUGGCACUGAUGUUGCAGCUUCUAAUUCAUGAGGAUGAUGACAUCUCUUCUAACAUUAUUGGAUUUUGUUAUGAUUAUCUUCAUAUUUUGAAACAGCUUACAGUGCUCUCUGAUCAGCAGAAAGCUAAUGUAGAGGCAAUCAUGUUGGCCGUUAUGAAAAAAUUAACCUAUGAUGAAGAAUAUAACUUUGAAAAUGAGGGUGAAGACGAAGCCAUGUUUGUAGAAUACAGAAAACAACUGAAGUUAUUGUUGGACAGGCUUGCUCAAGUUUCACCAGAGUUACUGCUGGCUUCUGUUCGCAGAGUUUUUAGUUCUACCCUGCAGAAUUGGCAGACUACAAGGUUUAUGGAAGUUGAAGUGGCAAUAAGAUUGCUGUAUAUGUUGGCAGAAGCUCUUCCAGUAUCUCAUGGUGCUCACUUCUCAGGUGAUGUUUCAAAAGCUAGUGCUUUGCAGGAUAUGAUGCGAACUCUGGUAACAUCAGGAGUUAGUUCCUAUCAGCACACGUCUGUGACAUUGGAGUUCUUCGAAACUGUUGUUAGAUAUGAAAAGUUUUUCACAGUUGAACCUCAACACAUUCCAUGUGUACUAAUGGCUUUCUUAGAUCACAGGGGUCUGCGGCACUCUAGUGCAAAAGUACGGAGCAGAACUGCUUACCUGUUUUCUAGAUUUGUCAAAUCUCUGAAUAAACAAAUGAAUCCUUUCAUUGAGGAUAUUCUGAAUAGAAUACAAGAUUUAUUAGAACUUUCUCCACCUGAGAAUGGUUACCAGUCUUUGUUGAGCAGCGAUGAUCAAUUAUUUAUUUAUGAGACAGCUGGAGUGCUGAUUGUUAAUAGUGAGUACCCAGCAGAACGGAAGCAGGCAUUAAUGAGGAAUCUGUUGACUCCACUCAUGGAGAAGUUUAAAAUUCUGUUAGAAAAAUUGAUGCUGGCGCAGGACGAAGAAAGGCAGGCAUCUCUUGCAGACUGUCUCAACCACGCUGUUGGAUUUGCCAGUCGAACCAGCAAAGCUUUCAGCAACAAGCAGACUGUGAAACAGUGUGGCUGUUCCGAAGUUUAUCUGGACUGUUUACAGACGUUCUUGCCAGCCCUCAGUUGUCCCUUACAAAAGGAUAUUCUCAGAAGUGGGGUUCGCACGUUCCUUCAUCGCAUGAUUAUUUGCCUGGAGGAAGAAGUCCUUCCGUUCAUUCCAUCUGCUUCAGAACACAUGCUCAAAGAUUGUGAAGCAAAAGACCUCCAGGAAUUCAUUCCUCUUAUCAACCAGAUUACAGCCAAAUUUAAGAUACAGGUAUCCCCAUUUUUACAACAAAUGUUUAUGCCUCUUCUUCAUGCAAUUUUUGAAGUUUUGCUCCGACCAGCAGAAGAAAAUGACCAGUCUGCUGCUUUAGAGAAGCAGAUGUUGCGCAGGAGUUACUUUGCUUUCCUGCAAACAGUCACAGGCAGUGGAAUGAGCGAAGUCAUAGCAAAUCAAGGUGCAGAGAAUGUAGAACGAGUGUUGGUAACUGUUAUUCAAGGAGCAGUCGAAUAUCCAGAUCCAAUUGCCCAGAAAACGUGUUUUAUCAUCCUUUCCAAGUUGGUAGAACUCUGGGGAGGUAAAGACGGACCAGUGGGAUUUGCUGAUUUUGUUUAUAAGCACAUUGUCCCUGCAUGUUUCCUAGCACCUUUAAAACAAACCUUUGACCUGGCAGAUGCACAAACAGUAUUGGCUUUAUCUGAGUGUGCAGUGACACUGAAAACAAUUCAUCUCAAACGGGGCCCAGAAUGUGUUCAGUAUCUUCAACAAGAAUACCUGCCUUCCUUGCAAGUAGCUCCAGAGAUAAUUCAGGAGUUUUGCCAAGCACUUCAGCAGCCUGAUGCUAAAGUUUUUAAAAACUACUUAAAGGUGUUUUUCCAGAGAGCAAAGCCCUAAGGACUGGAUCUCCCUGUGCCUACUUCAUGAUCAGGAAUUCCAAUUAAUAAUCUAUAAAGAAACAGUUUUUGUGUGCCAUUCACACUGGUCUUUUUAACACUGCUUUGAGCUUAUUGCAGUAUAUGCAUUGGGAUUUUUUUGUAAAAUGGGUGUAAUUUUCCCUAAAUUACUGGUAUGUGACAACUAGAGAAGUUGCUUGCAUGCCAAUUCAAAUCGUUCUAUAUAAAAAUGCUGUUAUAGGAUACAGCAGAGUUAUCCUAGUACCUUUUUUUUAACUUGAAAAUUUAAGUCCUUUAUAAAGACCAUAGCAGGAAAACAGUGUACUUUUUUUUAAUUGCUGAAUAUAAAAUGUUUGAAAAUUUUAAUUUUCUCUUAUGUGUGCAGACUCAUGAAGUAUGGGGGAAAUACAACAAAUCAAAACUAAUUUUUUGUAGAUAGCCAUUACAUUUCUUUAAACUGUUUCAACGCCAAUGUGUAUUCUACAAAAGAGAAUGGUUUCAUAAAUUAACUGAUUGAAGAGUAGGUGCUGGUGUUAUACAUUUUUUAUAAAAAAAGAAAAGGAAAUAAAUUUUACGUAGUGAAAUCUA
Molecule: messenger RNA, 4058 nt
Organism: Balaenoptera musculus (blue whale)
Lineage: Eukaryota; Metazoa; Chordata; Mammalia; Artiodactyla; Balaenopteridae
Gene: XPOT
Product: exportin for tRNA
Exons: 28
Coding region: 583-3471 (962 amino acids)
Biological process (GO): intracellular protein transport; tRNA re-export from nucleus
Cellular component (GO): nuclear pore; cytoplasm; nuclear matrix
Molecular function (GO): small GTPase binding; tRNA binding
Source: RefSeq, a predicted model, not a curated record